Messenger RNA from Stomoxys calcitrans (stable fly), 5345 nucleotides. RefSeq lists its product as uncharacterized. The record is from RefSeq and is a predicted model, not a curated record. Lineage: Eukaryota; Metazoa; Arthropoda; Insecta; Diptera; Muscidae. The transcript is spliced from 12 exons. Bases 737 to 4396 code for a protein of 1219 amino acids.
CAAGAACGAAAUAAAUAUCAACAAAAUAACAUGGAAAAUAAAAGGAUAAAGGAAGAAAUGGAAAUGUUGAUAAAAAUGAGAAAUACAGAGACCACAAGACAAACCAACAUGAAAAAUUACAAUUAUUGGUCAAAUAACUUCACAGAGGAAAGCCACAUCCACGCUCGCACAAAAAUCACAUGUAUGAGGAAAAUGGCUAGGAAGGGUCAAAUUAAAUGGUAAACGCCACCCUUCGCAAAAAUCAAAUCAUAAACCGAAGAAUAGAAAAAACACAUUAUCAUGCGUGCCAAUCAAGAAAACAAAAUGAACAACAACGGAGGACAUACAAAACAAAAAAGGGGCUGCCAAACACCAUCAAUUACUAAAUUUACAAAAACAACUGCGAUUUCACACCGGCAAAACCAAACGCAAAACUCCACAUACAUGAUUAAAACAAAUCAUUUAUCAAUGGCAAAGAUCAUACAUGACAGAAAUUAGUCAACCAAAAGGAUGAAGACAAAACACAUCGGAUCAAACACAAAAUCAAUCACGAUAUAUAAAGAACGAAAAAGGAAGAAAAAGGAGUAACAUAUAUUAUUCAUAAAAACAAACAUCAAUUGAUAUCUGUUCUGGACUAACCAUUAAUAAAUUCAAAAAAAAUUUUUUUCAAAAAAAUUUUUUUAAAAAAAUCAUCUUAAAAAUAUUAAAUAACGGAGUAAAAACCAACAAUAGAAAAUAAAAACAGAGUACAAUUAAGAUGGAGAGAAAAAAAGUUUUAGAACCAUUCUAUCAACAGACCAAGGCUCUCAACAUAUCGUGUCCCAGCCCAAAUGUCUCCUCCAUCAAAAAUAGCACCUUAGAAGACAUUUCCAUAAAAAACAAAGGGAGCAAACAAAAGGAUACCACAUAUCAAGACUGUUAUUCUAUUCCAAACGGACAAUUGAUAACAUCUGAUUUCUACAACAACCAUGAAGAACCAAUCAUACAAAUUCCUGAGCCUAACCAGUCAAACAAUUCUUUAAUAAUUUCUCUAAGUCAAUUGAGUGACCCUUCCAUAUCCAAUUUCGACAGUGAUUGCUAUAUAAUAAACUCAGGAGUUGAAACUGCUCUGACCGUUAUAAAGGAAAUAGAGAAAGAAAACAAAUUAAAACAAACGAAAAAAUCAAGGAACAAUUCUGAAUUUUUUGAACAAAAAGAAAAUUUAAAUACAACAACACCUGAUAUAACAGAAUUAUUAAACAUAUUAGAGACAAAUAAAAAUACUCAAAACCUAUUCAUAGAAAAUUCAAAGGAAGAAAAUAAUUAUGCAAGUACUGAUGAGUAUUCCUAUUUUGAAAAAAAUGUAAAUUUCAAUUCAACAUUCAUCGAAAUCGAAAAAGGAAUUGAAUCAAAUACAGAAAAGAAUGAAAAGGAUAUAAUUAAUUUUAAACAAAGAAGUCCAAAAGAUUUCACGGAAAAAACAAAAGAUGUAAAAAAUGUAAAUUUAAUUAUUGGAGAGGUAAAGGAAAAAAUCAACAAGGCAGAGACAACAAAUCAAAAACUUAAACAAGAACGAAAUAAAUAUCAACAAAAUAACAUGGAAAAUAAAAGGAUAAAGGAAGAAAUGGAAAUGUUGAUAAAAAUGAGAAAUACAGAAAGACCAUCAACAUCUAAAAAUGCUCUUCUUCUGAAUAAAGAAUUUCUAACACUUAAGAAAAAAUCAGUACAAACUACCUAUCUCAAAAAUUUAACAAAUAUAAUGAGCCAAAAGAAUCAUCAAAAUAUUGAUCAAAAGGAACAAAAUUUUGUAAAGGAUGUCGUGUUUAAUGAACAAAAUGAUUCGGCAUUUAAUGAAGCUUUAAUGGUUUUAGAAAGUCUCGAUAAAAGAAAUGUAGAAAGUAUGGAUUUGAAACGGAAACAUUCUGUAUAUAAAGAAAAGGAAGAAAAUAAAGAAAAUUUUAAAAAACAAAAAUUAGCAACUAAUAAGGAAAAGCAGAUACAGGAUACAAUUAAUCUUAUCAAAAUUAUGGAUAAAGAGAAAACAGCAAUAAAUGAGGAGAUAAACAUUAGCGAAACUGAUAUUAACACCAUAUUACAAUUAUUGGAUGAAACCUUUAGACAAGAAAUAGACAAUGAAACAGAAAAUUGCAAUAAAAAUGCGAAUAUAGAACACAUUGUGGAAGUAGAAGGGAAGGUUAAUGAAGGAAGAGCAAAACAAAAGGAAACCAUAAAGGAUACAAUAGAUCAAAUAAAACCGUAUAAUCUAGCAACAAUUGACAUGGAAAAUCAACGAAAUGGGAUGUCAGAAUUAUAUACUGACUUCAUAAAACCAGUACCUGGGGGGUUUGAAAAUUUAACCUCAAUCAAUGUUCCUGAGGAUGUAAAAAUUAUAUUAAGUCUUGGUUAUAAGUUCGUGAUACCAAGUAAAAUAACCAUCAGUGACUAUACCAACUAUCUCUAUGCCAUUAACGACUACAUUGAACAAUCACAUACAAAUCCUUCAAUAUCAAUGGGUGGGCACAUGAUCGAGUGCUAUGACGUCUUAAUUAAUCGUUUAAAACAAUCUAUGUCUAGUAUCGAGAAAAAUAUAAAAAACAAAAUGGAGAAAACAAUACAAUUUAUAAAGGAACAUAAAGAUAUAUGUCUGGUUAUGAGUGAUAAGGCUAAAAGUAUUGUCCUAAUUUACAAAAAUCAAUAUCUAGAAAAGAUGAAUGCAUGGAUUGAUAAAUGUAUUGAAAAUGGACAAUAUAGGAAAAUUGAAACAACAGAGGAGGCAAGGUUAAUAAACACAGGGUGGUAUCAUGAGUAUAUACUUAUAUCAAAUCAAUUAUCUGAUCAAUAUAAAAAUGCAACUGAAAAACCAUACCCAACCAGCCUCCAUAAAUCCAUGUUAUCCAAAAAAAGGCCUAAUGUUCCAGUGCCUUAUCUGUAUGGUGUUUUGAAAACCCAUAAAGAAAACAAUCCAUGUAGGCCAAUAUGCAAUACACGCAGUCACUAUUGUCAUCCUCUACAAAAAAUUAUAAGUCAUAUACUUACAAAAGUAUGUAAUGAACUUUUGUCCGAAUUCAAUGUACGAGACAUUAAUAAAGUAGCCGAAAAAAUACGAUCCUUGACACCCUUUCCGGAUUUCCAUUUCUAUAAAUUAGACAUAGAAAACAUGUAUCCCAGCAUGGACCGAGCUGACAUAAAAAAUGCCGUAAAAAAACUUAUAUAUCAUCCUAUUUAUAAACAUAAAACUUCCAUGUGUCCAAACAUUUUGGAAAAAAUGUUAGAUCUAUGUCUAGGAAAUAACACCAUCUUUUUAUUCAACAAAACCUAUUAUUUACAAACAUCCGGAUUACCACAAGGCGCUUGUGACUCAGGAUUAUUGGCCACAAUACUUCUCGAUAAAAGAUUAGCCACUCAUCACGAAAAAAUCUUCCUAUCAAACUAUGUUGUUUUAUGCCAGAAAUAUGUCGAUGACUUCCUGUUCUAUGGCUACAAAGAUUCAAUUGAACAGCUUAAAAGAGAUAUUACUGAGAGUACAAAAUUGAAUUAUACAAUCGAGAAGGAAGAAAAGCCUCAAUACAACGAAAUUAUAAACGGACAAAAAUUAUUAGGAAAAAUCUCUUUUCUUGACAUUGACAUUUACAGAACCACACAUAGGAUAUAUAUGCGAGUUUACAAAAAACCAAUGGCCAGUGAUCGCUCAUGUCAUUAUCUGAGUUCCUGCGCCCAAAUAUGGAAAUUAAAUACAUUACGAGCGCAUAUAAACCGUAUAUUAAAAAGGACAAGUAAUAUAUUUUUACUAGAAGAUCUAAUAAAAAUGGAACAAGUUUUUCAACACAACAUGUAUCCCCAGAUAUAUAUUGACCAAACAGUACGUUCACUGGUUAGAAAUAAUAUAGAUAUGUUACAAAAUACAUUGAAAAAUGAGCCAAAAAACAGUCAACACCCAAUUCACAACUUGGGUGAUAUAAUUGAGCGAAUAACCAUACUGUACCAAUACCUAAAAUUAAAAUAUAUAAAGGAGAAAAUACCUGUUUAUCGUCUACCAAUCAAAAGAAUGCCCUACACAAAAAAAACUAAACAUCAUUACCUAAAAUCAAAUGUAUACGUCUGCGAAGAAUUUAAAAGCGUUGUAGAAACAAUAUGCAAAGGAUUGGAUCUAGGUAAUAUCAAGACAUCAUAUACACAUUCAAACCAAAUCAAUUUCAUCAAAAAAACUUUUAAGAAAAUCCUAUCAACCACUGCCAGUCGUAACACACCAAAACUUCCAUCAAUUCAGCAGCAUCACAAACAUCAAACAGACCAUAUUAUUCAAAAACAAGGAACCACACAUCCUUAUGAUAGAAAAUUUACAAUAACACAGAAAAUUACUUCAUGCAGGAUGAUAAACAGUCUACCUAUCACAAAAAAACAUCCAUGCAAAUCAGCAACUUCAAGGUUCCAUUCAUAAAUAUAAAUACAUGGACCAAAAACUUUUCCAGAACAAAGAAAAAACAAAGGUGCAAAAACAUUUUAACAACAAAGAAAACAAAUUCAAGAGACCACAUCAGAUACUAAACUAUCAAAAUUUCAACAAAACAGAAUGGAAAACAAAUAAGACCUAAUUCAAUACAAAAAUAUGGAGACAGGCCAAAAUAAAAAUGAAAUUACAUUGAUCAAUAAGACAUCAUAUUCAUGACAAUACGAAUCAAGAAAAAAAGAAAGAGAGGCUUUUCAAAUAAGAAUGCCCCGACCAAGAUCUCUUCAUCAUAUAUCGUUCGUUGCAACACACACCGUUAAUCACAACAUAUUUUCCAUUUUUUAACACAAAUAAAACAAUCCAUAUAUGCUAAAAACACUCAUAGUCUAGCAUAUAAAAAUCAAUACACAUUCACCUAUCCAUGAAAAACAUACAUAUGUUAACGAAAACAACAAAAGAUACAAAAACAAAAUAUCAAAACAUGAAAAUAGUUACUAUUUCUACUGACUUCCUCAUAUAAUAUUUUGUAUGUUUAUGUAUUCCAAAUCAUAUAUUGAAUAAUUUAAAAAUACAAAUUCUAAAUAUUUCAAUAUAGAGAAUGUUGAAUAUAAAAAAUAUAAAAAAAUAUAUAAAGAAUUUAUGAAUUCCUUAUUUUUUUACUCAAAUAUAGUAGAUUUAAAGUAUUAAAUUUUCUGAAAAACUAAGAAUAUGUUUAAAAAUAUUAUAAAUGUUAUUUUUAAUAAAAAUGUAACUUAAAUUUUUCAUGAAAAUGUCAGCAUUCCAUUAUACAAAUAUAUAAAUAUUUGAUUAUAAAUUAUAAUUUUCUUAUAAUAACCAAAAAUAAACAAUAACAAACCAUUGUAUACUAUUCUUUCCCUUUCAUAUGUACAUAGAAUAAAAGAAUAUAAAAUUUAAUAUGUGUUAAAAAAACUUUUCUUUC